Pistacia vera is the source of this 1191-nucleotide messenger RNA. RefSeq names its product cation/H(+) antiporter 15-like. Bases 1 to 1191 code for a protein of 396 amino acids. Lineage: Eukaryota; Viridiplantae; Streptophyta; Magnoliopsida; Sapindales; Anacardiaceae. Gene Ontology annotation, biological process: regulation of pH. The record is from RefSeq and is a predicted model, not a curated record. Gene Ontology annotation, cellular component: endomembrane system. The transcript has 2 exons.
AUGGAUAAAAAUGUAUUGUUUGUUACAAUUGUGUCUUCUUCCUCCAAAAUUGUCAGCACUCUUCUCGUCUGUUUAUUCCAUGGCAUGUCAUUAAGGGAGGCCUUGGCUUUAGGAGGUCUUCUCAACACCAAAGGUGUUCUGGCACUCAUUGUUCUUAAUGAAGGCCGAGCCAUGAAAGCUAUAGACAAUAUAGAAUUCACUGUAAUAGGGAUCAUAACAUUGUUAAUGGCGUCUACGGUAGCACCAAUAUUCUUCUUAGUUGAAAAAUCAACAAAAUGUUUCAGCAACUACAAGCAAAGAUCAAUAGAAAGAAGUGAUCCAAACACAGAACUUCAAAUUCUGACAUGCAUUCAUUCAACCCGAAACGUCUCCGGCAUCAUCAAUCUACUCCAACUUUCUAAUGCCACCACGAGAUCUCCCAUAUGUGUCUUCGCCGUGCACCUUGUGCAGCUUACUGGUACUGGACGUGCCUCUGCCAUGCUUAUUGUUCAAGACUCACGAAAGACUAGAACUAUUAUUGGCAACGGCAAAAACAACAAUGACAUCACCCCUCAAAGGGCCGAGUCGGAACAAAUCGUUGACGCCUUUGGAAACUUUGAGCGUGAAAACGAAACGGCGGUAACUGUGCAUCCGCUGACGGCAGUGUCCCCUUACACCACCAUCCACGAGGACAUCUUCCAACUUGCAGAGGAAAAGCAUGUUGCCUUCAUUUUGGUACCAUAUCACAAGCUACCGACAGCCAAUGGUCGGUUACAAGGUGAUAAUGUUUCAAUACGCCAAUUGAACCAAAAUUUACUUAAUAAUGCACCAUGUUGUAUUGGCAUUCUCGUUGACCGUGGAGUAGGACCUCCGAUAGAACAAAAUUCAACAGAAUUUGACAAAUCGGAAUUCCGUAUAGCCAUGCUCUUCAUUGGCGGGCCUGACGAUCAUGAGGCAUUAAGUUAUGCAAGUAGAAUGGCUGAAAAAUCAGGCGUGACUUUAACCGUGGUACGAUUUCUUGAAGCUAAAGAGGAAAAUACAAGAAACGAGAGUGAUUUGGAAGAUAUGACGGAGAGCGAGGAGGGGAAGGAGAUAGAUGAUGACUUUAUAAACGAGUUCAGGUUCAAGACAAUGUUCGAAGAAUGCAUAAGUUAUCAAGAGAAAACAGUGAAUAGUGCGGAUGAAUUAAUGGAAUAUGUAAGUUCAAAUUAA